CUGGGCUCAAUCCGCAGGGUGUCGCGACGAGCAGCGCGGCUCACGGAGCUCACCCUGUGGGUCCACUUACCUUAGCAAGCCAAACCAACUGUGCCAGGUGUCAGGGGCAACCUCCAUCACUAAACAGUGGACGCCAGCUGUCAGCAUGAAAUGACGGCUUUUACCCCCUGGCCAAUCGGUGCCUGGCACCCAGUGGCACACCAGGCACGCAUGCCACACAGGCACCCACCCGGGCUGGCCCCCUGCAAUUGUGACUCGGGGGGUCAUGUCGAAAACAAAAUAAAGUGACUUUGUUUAACCCCUCCCCCACCAUAAACAUCCCCGACAGACACUCAUUUUGCGCAUUCGCUGCCACCUUGCUCCCAGCUUUUUUCAACACUCCUUGAUUAUCAACAAAUUCCAUCAUGGCGACCACGCGCAAGCUGUUCUCUCUUGAGGGAAAGGGCCUCAAGCUCGAUACUGGUGCCGACCUCGAGCCCCACAUCGCCGAGUUGCGCUCGACCGAUGUCGAGGAGGUCAGGUUCCUGGGAAACACCCUGGGAGUCGGUGCUUGCAAGCUCCUUGGUGAGGUCCUGGCCACCAAGAAGAACCUCCAGUCCGCCGACCUCUCCGACAUCUUCACCGGCCGUCUCCUGAGCGAAAUCCCCGAGGCCCUGUCCUCCCUCCUCACUUCCAUUCUCAACCUUCCUAAGCUCACGACGAUCAACUUGAACGACAAUGCCUUUGGUAUCAACACUCAGGCCCCGGUCGUCGCUUUCCUGGCUGCCCACGUGCCCCUCCAGCACCUUUACCUAAACAACAACGGUCUCGGCCCCCAUGCUGGUAUUCUGGUGGCGGAUGCGCUUUCUGAGCUGCACGCCAAGAAGGAGGCGGCGAGAAAGGAAGGAAAGGAGGUUCCGUACCUGGAGACUGUCAUUUGCGGUCGCAACCGUUUGGAGAACGGCAGUAUGCAGGCCUGGGCCAAGGCCUACAGCCUUCACAACAAGAUCAAGGAGAUCAGGAUGAUCCAGAACGGCAUUCGCCAGGAGGGUAUCAGCCACCUUAUUAGCGAGGGUUUGAACACUGCGACCGAACUGCGCAUCCUCGAUCUUCAGGAUAACACCUUCACCAUCAACGGUGCCAAGGCCCUCGCCGGUGUGCUUCCCAACUUGACGAACCUGCAAGAGCUCGGCCUCAACGAUGCCUACCUCACGCCCAAGGGCACCAAGGCUGUCGCCAAGUCUCUUGCUAAGGGAAAGCAGGACAAGUUGGAGAUCCUUCGCUUGGCUUUCAACGAUAUUACCCCCACGGCACUGGAGAGUAUCGCCAGCGUCGUCACCAAGUCUCUGCCUGCGUUGAAGAAGGUUGAGCUGAACGGCAACAAGGUUGAGGAGGAGGAUUCCUCCAUCAUCUCCAUCCGCGAAUUCCUCGAGGACCGCAAGGAGAAGAUUGGUGGCGAUAUUGUUGACGAGGACGCCUGGGGACUCGACAGCCUGAGCGAUCUCGAGGGAGAGGACUCUGACGAGGAGGAAGAAGAGGAAUCCGAGGAAGAGGAGUUGGAUGCCGAGAAGGAGGCCGAGAUCCUCACCAAGGAGGCCGAGGAGGCCCAAGAGGAGCCCACGGUCCAGCUCAAGGACAAGGAGGUGGACGAUCUGGCGCAGAAGCUGGCCAAGACGGAGAUUUAAGAGAUGUAUGGAUCGUUUUCUUUGGUUUAUAGGUUUAGAUGAUGGAACGCAAGAGGAAUGCCCCCCCAUAUACAGGAGUGAGGAGACAGAGACGAUACCCCCCCAAAAUUACACUUCAUCCCAAGCAGUCCUUGUCGUUGCUACUACAUGCAUAAGUUUUUUAAUCAGAAGGAGUUGGACUACGUACGGAUGCAAGAAAUUGACAUCAUUCCCCGGGUGUUGAGGCCUGCCGUGAUACAAGUGGCAUGUCGUAGGCAGUAUCCGUCACUCCACAAUCACCCCACGAAGCCGGCAUCCACGGGGAUGCCAAAUCACAAGAACAAUGAGACGGAAUCGCGUGAGCUUGGAUCGUAGUAUAUAGUAGACAAAAUACUGUAGUAUCCUGCCGGACUUUGCAGCUAGGGUAAUAAAACAAA
Messenger RNA from Colletotrichum godetiae, 2080 nucleotides. RefSeq names its product ran GTPase activating protein 1. The coding region runs from base 405 to 1664 and encodes 419 amino acids. Gene Ontology annotation, molecular function: small GTPase binding; GTPase activator activity. Gene Ontology annotation, cellular component: cytosol; perinuclear region of cytoplasm; nucleus. The record is from RefSeq and is a predicted model, not a curated record. Gene Ontology annotation, biological process: nucleocytoplasmic transport; activation of GTPase activity. The transcript is spliced from 2 exons. Lineage: Eukaryota; Fungi; Ascomycota; Sordariomycetes; Glomerellales; Glomerellaceae.